Molecule: messenger RNA, 1180 nt
Organism: Paramecium tetraurelia
Lineage: Eukaryota; Ciliophora; Oligohymenophorea; Peniculida; Parameciidae
Exons: 4
Cellular component (GO): membrane
Molecular function (GO): lipase activity
Source: RefSeq, a predicted model, not a curated record
AUGAGCUAUUCUACCACAGAUGAGAGAUUGAUGGAUUCACCAAAAAGAACAGAAAGCACAGAUAUCUAAUCUGACGGUUAAAUAUUUAAGAAGGGACUUAAUCCGUCAUUCUUAGGAAUUUAAUAAACAUCGAAAGUCACUGUGUCUAGAAGAUAUCUCGAUACUAAAACUCAUGGAGUUUAAUUAUAUUAUUAGGAAUUUACUCCUUAAUUUGUAGAUGCUCAAGUAAUAAUCGUACAUGGAUUUGGUGAGCACUCAGGAAAUUAUCAAUAAUUGACUGAUUCUUUUCUACUCAACAAUUUUAAAGUUUAUCUCUAUGACCAAAGAGGAUUUGGCUAUUCUGGAGGUAUAAGAGGCUAAGCCACCGUUGAAUAAAUGCACAUGGAUUUAGACAUCGUUUUAUAAUUAGUUGAUAGAUCAGUUCCUUUAUUUAUAUUUUGUCACGCUCUCGGUGCUUCUAUGGUUAUCAGCUUUUGUUUAAUGAAUCCCUCAUUCCAAUUUUAAGGACUUAUUUGUAGUAGUGCUUAAUUACGAGUGCCAGCCAAAUAUGGGAAAAUCAAGAUGCUCACCCUUAAACUCAUGACUAAGUUAUGCCCUGAUCUCCAAGUCAAUACAUACCAAAAUUUAUCAUACGCCUCAAAAAAUAAUCAUCAUAUCAAAAAGCUUGCCACUGAUCACCUCAUGCAUCCUUAUAUGAGCAUCUAAUUUGCAUACAAUGUACUUCUAUUUCAGCAAUUCAUUUUGCCAAAUGCAACUAAAUUCAAAAUCCCUGUCUUGUUAUUGCAUGGGAAAAGAGGACAAAGUUGCAUCGCACUUAGAUUCCCUUGAUUUUUAUAGACUCAUCCAAUCCAAAGAAAAAACACUGAAAAUAUUUGAGCAAGGAUUUCACGAAUUGCACAAUGACUCUGAAUGGUCUAAAAUGAAGAUUCUCAUCACUUAAUGGUGCACAAAAAUGUUAAGCAAAGAUAUUAAAAUGUCUUUUAUGAGAGAACACAAUUACGGAGUUGUUGUUAAACAAUACAGAAGCAAAAUGAGAAUCAUCGUUGCAAUUCUUCUCAUGUUAUUCAGAAAAAAAUAUGCAUGUUUAAAAAUAAGUACUAAAAUUAGCAUCAUAAUAUUUAUAGAGUUACUUCUAAGAGUGUUCAUUUCUAAUUGAAUAUUGUAAAGUUUUAUAUACUAA